UGUGCAAAUAUGUUGCUGUGGAGCUGAAGUCAGCCUUUGAGGAAACUGGCAAGACCAAGGAGGUGAUUGACACAGGCUAUGGCAUCCUGGACCGGAAGGCCUCUGGAGUCAAAUACACAAAGUCGGACUUACGGUUAAUUGAAGUCACUGAGACCAUUUGCAAGAGGCUCCUGGACUAUAGUCUGCACAAGGAGAGGACCGGGAGUAACCGGUUUGCCAAGGGCAUGUCAGAGACCUUUGAGACGCUACACAACCUGGUACACAAAGGAGUCAAGGUGGUGAUGGACAUCCCCUAUGAGCUGUGGAACGAGACCUCUGCAGAGGUGGCUGACCUCAAGAAGCAGUGCGACGUGCUGGUGGAAGAGUUCGAGGAGGUGAUCGAGGACUGGUACAGAAACCACCAGGAGGAGGACCUGACCCAAUUCCUCUGUGCCAACCAUGUGCUGAAGGGAAAGGACACCAGUUGCCUGACAGAGCGGUGGUCUGGCAAGAAGGGGGACACAGCCACCCUGGGAGGGAAGAAGUCCAAGAAGAAGAGCAGCAAGGCCAAGGCAUCAGGUGGCCAGAGUAGCAGCAGCAGCAAGCAGAGGAAGGAGCUGCAUGGCCUUGAGGGAGACCCCGGCCCCGAGGAGGACGAGGGCAUCCAGAAGGCAUCCCCGCUUACACAUAGCCCCCCUGAUGAGCUUUGAGCCUAACCCAGUGUCCCCUGUACGGAGACUCCUGUUCUCAAAGCUGAAGCGUCUAGGGCCUGGCUCUGGCGGGCACAGAUGGCUUUCCCAGCUUCAGGGCCUCGCUGCCUCACCUGUGCCCUCUUCCCACCAAGGAAAGGCACAAGCUCCAGGAAGAAUUCAGAGCAGCCAUGGGCAGCCUGCACCAGCCUUUUCCCUCUGCCAAGCAUUUCUCUCCUGACACAGGCUUGGGGCAGGCCAUGCCGUUUCAGGAUUGCGAGGACUCCAGCGUGAACUCAGGAGGGGCAGGUGUCAGAGCUGGGCACCAGGACUGGAGCCCAUGAGGAGGGCAUGCCUGGCCUUCACUGCUCCCCUCACUCCUGCCCCCACAGGGAAGCAAGACUGCAGCACCCCACAGCUCCCCCUCUGCCCACCGCUCCUGUGGACACCUUCACUCUGCCUGGCCCUCCUCCAGGGCUCACAGAGUAAAAGCCUUUCGGCCUUUUGGUUCUGA
Molecule: messenger RNA, 1182 nt
Organism: Galeopterus variegatus (Sunda flying lemur)
Lineage: Eukaryota; Metazoa; Chordata; Mammalia; Dermoptera; Cynocephalidae
Product: protein canopy homolog 3
Exons: 5
Cellular component (GO): endomembrane system
Molecular function (GO): signaling receptor binding
Source: RefSeq, a predicted model, not a curated record